AAAUGAACCCUCCUACCGCAGGGGACAGCGCUGGUUGGCGGAGACAGGCCGCGACCACACAGCUGUGAGGGGAGGGGGGCGUGGGGGGGCCGUCGCGUUGGAAACGGCGGGAUCGCCGUUGCAAUCCUCCCUCCCUCCCCCCGCAGUCGGGAAGCCCCCGCGUGGCGGUGAGAGGGGCCGGGGGUGCGCGUGGGUCCCUUCCGAGCACCCCGAGGGGGCCCCGCGGCCUGGGGGCUUCGCGGCACCGGCGCCGCCGUUCCCGGGGACACUGGGGGCACCGGGUGACGCCGGUGGGAGAGGGCACCGCUCCCUCUGCCCUUUCCCCGGCCCUGGGUGAGGGGGAGUCCUGCGGCCCGAAGCUUCCAGCUGGUGGUUUCAGGAGCUGGGAUGAAAUAGUGGCGUGAGGACCCCGCGCCUUAACAUAAAAAGGAAGGUGGCUGCAAUCGAUGGUGUUGUGCGCCUCUGGCUGUUCCUUAUGGCAGCCACGGACCCCCAGGUCCUGGCCUUGGCUGCUCAGAUCACUGAGAGCACAGAACAGGACAUCCCCCUGCUGCUGCUGAAGUUAAAGGGAAUUUUAAGUAGUCCUUCCUUAGGAUGUGAAGAAUCAAAUAAAAUUAAGCAAGAUCUGUAUGAUUAUGGUCUUACUCAGUACUGCUUGCUGGUCCUUAAGCGAGACCACUCUCAGCUGCAUGGAUCCUGGGCUACUGCUGCCCAGCUAGCAGAGAUACUAAGCCAUUGUUGUGUAGGGCUAGAAGUGAAAGAAGAUUCUGAGGAAUUUUACAAGAAGUUUCUUCCUUCAGCUAUAGACAGCCUGCUGGUUUUGGGAAAACGCUUGCAAGCACGAUUUAUCCGAGCAAUCAAGGAUAGAGAAAAACAAGACUUUUUACAUUGGUUCCAAGUAGUAACUGAUGCCAUCUGCUGGCUGUUCGGUGGGCAUAUUCAACUAGCAGCAUGUGUACUACAAAAUGAUCGCUUCCUGCAGUUGUUAAUAACAGAUGAUGUUGAAACAGCAAUUAUAAUGAUGUCUGUGUUACACAAUAUUUUGAGGAUCAAUAGUUCUGUCUUGCUUCAAGUUGAAGAAGAGACCCUUCACUCUGUUUUGGAUGAACUUGUUUAUAAGCUUUCCUCUACCACCAAUCCUGCUGUAGGAAGUGCUGCCACAAAACUGCUGUUGUUGGUGGCAAAAUUUUGCAAACAGCUUGUGCAGUUAUUCACAGCUCGCUACAAAGGAUUAAAAGGGCUUUUAAGUAAACAGUGGACUGGCAAAGGAUUUGACAGGGAGGUCAAUCAACUCUUGGACCUGCUGUAUUUGGAACAAACCAGUGGAAAAGGAGAAAUGCAGAAGCAGCAUCAAGCAGCUUGUAUAAUUCAGGCAGCAUGGCGGGGAUUUCAGACAAGGAAAAGGCUGAAAAAACUACCCCAAGCAGUGAUCACUUUACAGAGAAGCUUCAGAGCUAAAAGGGAACAGGAGCUGCAGCAUUUAACGAAACAGAAGGAAGAUGAAGCUCUAAAACUGCAAAUGCAACUUCAGAGACAGAGGGCUAUGAGACUCUUCCAUGAACGACAGCUGGCCUUACUGGAAGUUGUCCAUGCCAGUCAGGUGAAUAAAUACAUGCAGGAAAUGGAGGAGAAGUCAGCAUUAACUAUCCAGAGAUUCUGGCGAGGGCAUAGAGCAAGAAGAAUUUUUCAUCAGCAGAAACAAUCUCUUAAGGAAUAUAAGGCAGCUAUCAUCAUCCAGAGAGCAGCUUGUAAAUUCUUGGAGAAAAGAAGAAGGAGGAGACCUCUCUCUCCUUGGAAAGGACCCAAGGGACUGACUGAUGAGCAGAGACUAGCUUUGCAGCAGAAGGUGGAUGACUACAUCAAAUUGCAUCCGGCUUCCCAAAUGUCAGAAGAAACGAGUAAAGAAUUGCAUAUGCAGGCUCAGACAAAGUUGGCACAGUUCCUGUUGAGGAGCAGGCUGGAUCAGAGAGCAGCACAGCGGAGAGAGGCUUUACUGGCUCAGGUCAACACCGAUGUGGAGCUGCUAAUGAAUGCUCCAGAUUUAGCAGAGACCACAGAAAAAGACAUUGGUACCUUUAUGAGUCGAUCAAUCCCUGUAGCUACCAAGGCAAGACAGACCCACAACACUAUGCUAAAAUACUCUCGCUUGCCAUGGUGGAGGAAGCUUGGAGAUGAGUUUACAGAGGAUGAUGUAAUUCCUGACGAUGCCAUAAACACAGAACUGGAAACUCUUUUUAUUGGAGGAAGGAAAUCCUUUUAGGUAACAAGCACAAGAAUUUUCACAUUCAACCAGACUAAUAUCUAAGACUAUGCACUCACUUGUGUAUGUUUCUAAGGAAGGAAAGCAUAUUAAAAAGACUGAAAAAGACCAAGGCCUUAUUUUAGUGCAUUUUAUCUAGUAAGAAUCCCUUCCUGUACAUCAACAGUUGGAUGCUAUUGAUUGUGGUGUUUCAAAUAGGAUUUAAAUACUGCAAUUGUAAAUUAAGGUAUUUUGUAAUUUGUAUCACUUUAAAAAUAAGUUCAUGACCUUUGACUUUUCAGUUCUUAUUCACACUGAGAUGCAUAAAGAAUCUGGCCAUUGUAAAAGCCUGGGAUUUUAUAGCAAAACAUUUUAUCAGGUAAUGUGCUUUGAAAUAAAGAUGUGUCCUGGACAAACCAAGACACCAAUAGGAAAUUUUGAAAAUGCGAGGAAGGCUGGGUGCUUUCUCUGUAUUCCUCCCAGACUACCUGUCCUUGCAUCUACCUUCCGUAGGUUUUCUUUUGUUUGAGUUUGUCCAGGAGCUCUUUGUUCAUCCAUGAA
Poecile atricapillus (Black-capped chickadee) is the source of this 2800-nucleotide messenger RNA. RefSeq names its product IQ motif containing B1 (gene IQCB1). Gene Ontology annotation, molecular function: calmodulin binding. Gene Ontology annotation, cellular component: cilium. NCBI's taxonomy places the organism in Eukaryota, Metazoa, Chordata, Aves, Passeriformes, Paridae. The transcript is spliced from 14 exons. Gene Ontology annotation, biological process: cilium assembly. The record is from RefSeq and is a predicted model, not a curated record. The coding region runs from base 476 to 2260 and encodes 594 amino acids.